This is a messenger RNA of Annulohypoxylon maeteangense, 1627 nucleotides long. RefSeq lists its product as uncharacterized. The record is from RefSeq and is a predicted model, not a curated record. Gene Ontology annotation, biological process: mitotic sister chromatid segregation; kinetochore assembly. NCBI's taxonomy places the organism in Eukaryota, Fungi, Ascomycota, Sordariomycetes, Xylariales, Hypoxylaceae. The transcript has a single exon. The coding region runs from base 295 to 1299 and encodes 334 amino acids. Gene Ontology annotation, cellular component: nucleus.
AUUCAGGAAUCAUUUAACAAUUCGGUCCAAUUAAUCAGAAAUACUCCUGAACUGUUUGUUUGCACCGCAGAUCCACCGGCAAUUCCAUUACUAGCAUCUCGGUGCUUGGCACCUUUUUGACAAUGCCCCUAGCCGGACAUUUCUUCCUGCAUAUUAUCUGCAAUAUGGGAAGAUAGGCCUCCACCACAAGCUGCAAGGCAUCACAUCACAUUUUAUCCCAUUACAAGGAAGGUCUUCUAGCAUAUCAAUCGUCCUCUCUUGGCAAUUGGUAAUUUGAAUGAUACCUCGAUCACAAUGGACGCCACUAUGCGCCUGAGCAACGAUACUGAUUCAGCUCAUGAAUCUCAUCUUAAAGAAACACUACAAGAACUCCAGGCGAAGGUCAAGGUUCGCGAGACUACGCUGAAAGAGUUGCGCCGUGCUCCAACUGCACUACGCUCAGAUCAACCUCAUCCUCCUACGGCACAAUGGGAUAUUAUGAAGACAGCCUACGAUGAGCUGGCGGAACAAAGUCCAUUUUUACCGUUCCCGGAUUCUGUACUACCGGCUCUCCUAGCCCUAAGGAAAACCCAUCAGACAGUAGAGGAGACCAAAGCCUACCUAGCAUCCCAUAAAGACUCGGUUGAAAAGACUAAGCGGCGACUUGAAGUAGAAAAGUCGAAUCUUGAAGACCAGAAGGCCCUCUCGCAGAGCUUACGCAAUCGUAUUCAAUCACUCCAGGAUGGACUGGAGAGCAGGAUGGAGAUGGGACCGGAAGAUAUCGCAGCAGAGCGUAUCAACGAGUUGAAACAAAAGAAGAAGCGCUACGAUAAAGAGACUUCUACGCUCCUCAAAGCGCUUAGAAGAUUUAUCGACGUGCAUCUAGCAGGCAUGCUUGCCGCUGAAGAACUCGGCGGUCCUGUCGUUGGCGAGAUUAUGGAUAUUGACGGAGAUGAUCUUGCUGCCGGAUUUAGUUCUCAGGGCAAGCUGAAGAAGGCUAAGGAAAACCCAGAUCAAGAUAAAAGACAACGGCGGAUUGACGAGAUAUGGGGUACACGAGAAGGUGAUCAACCGACAGCGAAAGCAAAUAGUAACAACCGGGAUGAGACCGCGGCUGCUGGCGCGGAGAUGCGGGAUCUAACGGAGGAAUUGCUCAACAGCCUCGCUCAAUCAGACGGCGACAAUUCAGCCGCCUACGUCCAGCUUCCCAGGGAGUCAGCAGCGGCUAGAUUCCUAGUUCGAUCUAAAGUCGCGCAGUUCCAUCCUAGGGACUCUACAAAGUUACGACUAAUCGACUUUGGUAAAGAAUUGGACGAAUAAUACGUUUAAUUCCACCGUAUUGGUAGCCUUGUCAUGAGUCGAUUACAUGAUGAUACGUACGCUACCAAGCACAACACUACCAAGGUUGAGGCUGUCAAUCAAACAGGAGACUCUAUCUCGUUUUCGUUACUAACCCCUUAGACCCGUUUUCUGUUCAAAGUCCGAUAUGAUAUCGGAGCUCGGAGCUUAGGGUAUUUAUCCAAUAGGUAGAAAGCUCAAUGCUGAUGUUUUUAGUCGCACAAGGAAAUUGACUAAGGUAGAAAUACGUAUCUGUUGGCCCAAGAAUCGGCGAUUCUUCUUAUAUUGAAACCUGAAACAACCUGCCACA